AUGCGACUAUUAUUUUUGUUUCUAGCAGUGGUGGUAACAGACACCAUUGCGAACGAAUUAACGAGAUGUUGUGCCGGCGGAACUCGUCAUUUCAAGAACUCAAACACAUGUUCAAGUAUCAAAAGUGAAGGAACAAGUAUGACUUGCCAGAGAGCUGCUUCGAUUUGUUGUCUCAGAAGUUUAUUGGAUAAUGCAUGUGAUUCCGGAACAGAUAUUGCAAAGGAGGAAGAAAGUUGUCCCAGUAAUAUCAAUAUUCUGGGAGGAGGAUUGAAAAAAGAAUGUUGUGACUGCUGUCUUCUUGCAAAAGAUCUUCUGAGUCGAAACGAGGCAUGCAUCGCCCCAGCAGGAUUCUCUGCCGGAUGUUUGAGAAGUUUCAACAAGUGCUGUAAUGGAGAUUUCGAGAUUACUCAUGCUUCUGAAAUUAUUACUGGCCGCCCUCUCAACGAUCCACACGUAUUGCAUCUAGGAGACCGUUGCUCCACAGCGAAAUGUGAGCAUUUGUGUCAUGACAGAGGAGGCGAAAAAGUUGAAUGCAGUUGUAGAGCUGGAUACGAUUUGGCACCGGAUGGAAUGGCUUGCAUUGACCGUAAUGAAUGUACAACCCGUCCAUCCCCAUGUUCCUCAACCGAAGAUUGUGUGAAUACAAUCGGUGCCUACAUCUGUCAACGGAGAAUCACUCGUCUGGUUCCACAUCGCCACCGAGCGAAUCGAGUCGGAAAUGCGCCACGAAGAAUGCGAGAUGACCCAUAUUCUCGUGCUGGAGAAUAUAGAGAAGCAUCGCAAGCGAACACUGAAUUCGGAUGUCCAAUGGGAUGGCUUUAUCAACAUGGACAUUGUGUUGUCCCAAAAGCUUUAGUCUUCAUUCAAUCAUUUGUCUCCCUCUCCCUCCAGAAUGCUCCCUCCACCACCCCUGCUUUCACCCUCACCAACACUGUCUCCCUUCCCCUGACAACAAUCGUGGAGAUGGAACAUGCGUCUGUAAUCGAGGAUACUAUUGGAGUGAUUCUAAUUCACAACAUCGAUGAGUGUGCCACAUUGAUGGACGACUGUCUAGAAUCCCAACGAUGUCUGAACACUCCGGGAAGCUUCAAAUGCAUCCGAACACUCUCUUGUGGAACUGGAUAUGCUAUGGACUCUUCGACUGAACAGUGCCGUGAUGUUGACGAAUGUAAUCUGGGAUCUCACGACUGUGGAGCAUUGUAUCAAUGUCGAAAUACUCAAGGAAGCUACAGAUGUGACCCAAAGAAAUGUGGAGACGGUGAACUUCAGAAUCCGAUGACCGGGGAAUGCACUUCGAUUACAUGUCCUAACGGAUACUAUCCAAAGAAUGGAAUGUGUAAUGAUAUCGAUGAAUGCGUGACCGGACACAACUGCGGAGCGGGAGAGGAAUGUGUGAAUACACCUGGAUCAUUCAGAUGCCAACAGAAAGGAAAUCUCUGUGCACAUGGAUAUGAAGUCAAUGAUGCUACUGGAUUCUGUGAGGACGUAAACGAAUGUCAACAAGGAGUUUGUGGUUCAAUGGAAUGCAUCAAUCUCCCUGGAACUUACAAGUGUAAAUGUGGAUCUGGAUAUGAGUUCAAUGAUGCUAAAAAACGAUGUGAGGAUAUUGACGAAUGCAUCAAGUUUGCAGGGCAUGUUUGUGAUCUGUCUGCAGAAUGUAUCAAUACGAUUGGAUCGUUCGAAUGCAAAUGCAAACCUGGUUUCCAAUUGGCUGCAGAUGGUCGUCGUUGCGAAGACGUCAAUGAAUGCACCACGGGAAUCGCCACAUGUGAACAGAAAUGUGUCAAUAUUCCAGGGAGUUACCAAUGUAUUUGUGAUCGUGGAUUCGCUCUUGGGCCUGAUGGAACCAAGUGUGAAGAUAUUGAUGAGUGCUCCAUUUGGGCUGGAUCUGGAAAUGAUUUGUGUAUGGGAGGAUGUAUUAACACAAAGGGAUCUUAUUUGUGUCAAUGUCCACCUGGAUAUAAGAUUCAGCCAGAUGGAAGAACUUGUGUUGAUGUGGAUGAAUGUGCAAUGGGAGAAUGUUCUGGUUCCGACAAAGUAUGUGUCAACACUCUCGGAUCAUUCAAGUGUCAUUCGAUCGAUUGCCCAACCAACUAUAUUCAUGACUCACUCAACAAAAAUCGUUGUAACCGUGUUCCAUCAGCAUGUGGUUUGCCUGAAGAGUGUUCAAAAGUUCCCUUGUUCCUAACAUAUCAGUUUAUUUCUUUGGCUCGUGCCGUCCCGAUAUCCUCUCAUCGUCCAGCUAUCACAUUAUUCAAAGUGUCGGCUCCGAAUCAUCCGGAUACUGAAGUGGCUUUUGAGUUACAGUUGAAGACGACGAUUGUUGACGCACCCGGUGUCCUUCCAGCAAUCCGUGCCAACUUUUUACUCCAAAAAGGAGAAAAACGUAACAGUGCCGUCGUGACACUUCGUGAUAGUCUCGAUGGACCACAGACUGUAAAACUCCAGUUACUGCUCCGAAUGAGUAAAAAAGGAAAGAGUUUCAACACCCACAUUGCCGAUGGUUACUCGUGCAUCAAAGUGUGCUCCACAGAUGAUACCGAAUGCCUCGGCAAUCAUACUCGUGAAGUUCUCUAUCAAUUCCGUGCAGUUCCUUCAUUGAAAACAAUCACCACUCCGAUUGAAGUCUCGAAAAUUGUCACUCAUAUGGGAGUACCAUUUUCAGUGGAUUAUAGUUUGGAUUAUGUCGGAAAGAGACAUUUCCAAAUUGUACAGGACAAGAAUAUUGGAAUUGUCCAAUUGGUGAGACCAAUUCGUGGCCCAACUGUCGAAACAAUAAAAGUAAAUAUUCACACGAAAUCAAGGACCGGCGUAAUUCUCGCAUUCAACGAAGCGAUCAUUGAAAUAUCCGUCUCAAAAUACUCUUUUUAG
Molecule: messenger RNA, 2871 nt
Organism: Caenorhabditis remanei
Lineage: Eukaryota; Metazoa; Nematoda; Chromadorea; Rhabditida; Rhabditidae
Exons: 18
Coding region: 1-2871 (956 amino acids)
Biological process (GO): extracellular matrix organization
Cellular component (GO): extracellular region
Molecular function (GO): calcium ion binding; peptidase activator activity
Source: RefSeq, a predicted model, not a curated record